GAGAGAGAGAGAGAGAGAGAGAGAGAGAGAGAGAGAACGAACCCUGGUUUGAAAAAAAGGGGGAGUAUCCAUAGGUGAGGAAGGAAGAGGGAGCGGAUAAAAAGAAGAGGAGAGGAAGGGAAGCGGAUUGCUGCAGCUCAUUCGAGUCAACAUAACGCAGGAGUUUAAUUCCUCCCUUCCCAUCCGCACCGUCCGCAAUGACAAUCUAAUUAGCGGUGCGCCAAAAAAAAAAAUUACGCACAACUUUUUCUCCUUCUCCAGUCACUUUACCGGGUCGAUCCUCACCGGUAAAUAUUAAAAAAGAAAAGAAAACCAGUGGAUCAUCGCUCAUCACUCGGACCUCGGAUCUCCUGCGCUCGCAAGCAACCAUCGGGGGUCUUUGGGGGGUGGAGGGGGGCGUCUGAAUCUUGUGAUGGGGGCAGUGGCUGAGGUCGGGAGCUUCGCCAACGGGUUUUUGGAUAGCUUUGGAGCCGCUUCGGCUUCGGUCGGUUCGCAUUUCGUUCUCACCCCAGCGGGGGCCGUGGACUACAACUCUGCAACGGGACUGAUGCUGGGAGGACAGGCGCUGCUGCAGCAGCCCCAUCACCACCACCACCACCAGCAGCAGCAGCAGCACCAGCAGCAGCAGCACCACCACCACCAGCAGCAGCAGCAGCAGGAGAACCUGGUGUCCGCGGAGAGGCUAUCCCGGAGCCUGGCGGACCUGAGCCAUCUGAAAGGGAUCCUGAGGCGGCGGCAGCUUUACUGCAGGACCGGCUUCCACCUGGAAAUCCAUCCGGACGGGACAGUGGCGGGUACCAGGAAAGACCACAGCAGAUUCGGUAUUCUGGAGUUCAUCAGUCUUGCGGUGGGUCUGGUCAGCAUCAGAGGAGUGGACAGCGGCCUUUACCUCGCCAUGAACAGCAAGGGGGAGCUGUAUGGAUCGGAAAAGCUGUCAGCAGAGUGCGUUUUCAGGGAGCAGUUUGAGGAAAACUGGUACAACACUUACUCCUCAAACAUCUACCGGCAUGGGGAGAAAGGGGCCUUCUACUUCGUUGGGCUGAACAAAGAUGGGACGUCGCGGGACGGAACGAGGUCGCGACGGCAUCAGAGGUUCACGCACUUCCUACCGAGGCCCGUCGAUCCAGAGAGAGUCCCAGACCUGUACAGAGACAUACUGGGCCAGAGCUGAGGGUUAAAAGCCGCCUGUGCCCUCAUGCAGCUAAAACUGGUCGAAAUAGGCCAACUGAGUGCGUCGAAAGUCAUCCCUUUCCUUUUUUUUUUUGGAGACGGAGGAUCUUGUGGAUCUGGACGGAACAGGGUCGCGAAGAAAGCACCGAGUCUAGUCCACGCUGUUAGGUUGGAGAGGGAAG
Xiphophorus hellerii (green swordtail) is the source of this 1352-nucleotide messenger RNA. RefSeq names its product fibroblast growth factor 9. The transcript is spliced from 3 exons. The coding region runs from base 413 to 1171 and encodes 252 amino acids. The record is from RefSeq and is a predicted model, not a curated record. NCBI's taxonomy places the organism in Eukaryota, Metazoa, Chordata, Actinopteri, Cyprinodontiformes, Poeciliidae. Gene Ontology annotation, molecular function: growth factor activity.